AUGCAUUCUCAAAUCUUGUUCGAGACCUUUACUGGUAAAGACAUCACGGAUGCUGUGCUGGAGGAAGCAUCUACACUCUUUAGCGAAAACUACGGAAUCUGGGGGAAGGGUUCAAGCCGAGAAGGGAAACGAGUGAGACUUAGCGGACAGCGGCUAAGGGAGAAAUUGCUGCCGGAAUCCGCUCAGACUUCAAUUACCAGGGUUACUGUCAAUGGAAACCUGGCGGGACACGCGUUCGUUUGCCGUUGGGCGUGUGCUGGCAAGAAGAUCUGCUGGAUCACUCAGUUAGUGAUUGGAAAACACUACCGUGAGCAAGGACUUGCAACUUGUCUCCUUACAAGUCUUCGGAAAGAUGAGGAUGAUGUGUUUGGCAUCAUGAGUUCUCACCCAGCUGCAUGUUUAACAGCAGCGAAAGCAUUUGGAAGGGGGAUCGAGAAGGUAUCACUGGACUUUAUAAGCGAAAAUGCCGCCGAAGUCGUCAAGUCAUCGCCAAUCCCAUAUAUACGAGAUGCGGAGCUCUGCGGUAGUCUCUUCAACUCUGCCGUUGAUAUGGUUUCUGGAGCAAACACACAUUUCUUUGUCGAUCAUAAGGAGCCUUUAGAUACCCUGCGUUCGGUUCGAGAGGAGCGGCAAUGGCCAUUGGGCGAGCUGCAAGAUGGUUGCGAGUAUCUCCUGAUUCUACCUUCGAGACCUCGCAGAUCUAGAUAUUGA
This is a messenger RNA of Metarhizium robertsii ARSEF 23, 711 nucleotides long. RefSeq names its product Ankyrin repeat-containing domain protein. NCBI's taxonomy places the organism in Eukaryota, Fungi, Ascomycota, Sordariomycetes, Hypocreales, Clavicipitaceae. The coding region runs from base 1 to 711 and encodes 236 amino acids. The transcript has 3 exons. The record is from RefSeq and is a predicted model, not a curated record.